Messenger RNA from Cryptococcus amylolentus CBS 6039, 1650 nucleotides. RefSeq lists its product as hypothetical. The transcript has 6 exons. Gene Ontology annotation, molecular function: protein-lysine N-methyltransferase activity. Lineage: Eukaryota; Fungi; Basidiomycota; Tremellomycetes; Tremellales; Cryptococcaceae. The record is from RefSeq and is a predicted model, not a curated record. The coding region runs from base 1 to 1650 and encodes 549 amino acids. Gene Ontology annotation, biological process: peptidyl-lysine trimethylation; peptidyl-lysine monomethylation.
AUGCCCAGUAAAGCAUCGCAGGAUUGGGACAGUCUUGUGGCAUGGUUCGAGGAAUGCCAUGUGGGGUUUCGCAUGAACAUUGAGUUGAGGGAUACCCCAGGUGUCCUUCGUGGUCUUGUUGUCACGGAAGAUGUAAAGGAGCGAGCCACGUUACUGCACAUCCCAGCUGCCUCCAUGCUCAACCCCCUCACUCUCCUUGCCUCCGACUCGACCUCCAAAGUCCUAUCAAAAGGCCCAAACUUUUCCAUCCCCCGACACCUCUUUCCCCAACCAUCACAUGUCACAUCAGCCGUCAACUCUUCAAAGCGCCUCAAAACCUCGCCUGCUGGCACUGACUCGUCGCAAAGCAAGCAGCUAGACACCACCGAGCUUCUCACGCUCCAUCUCGCUCUGAGCCGAGACCCUCACAAGAGAUAUACAUCAGACUGGCAGGUAUACCUCGAAACACUUCCCAAAGAUUUCAGGCCUUGGCACCCAUUAACGUGGCUCGUCAAACCAGACCCCGGAACAAAAGAGGCAGUGGAAGGCUGGAAUUGGUGGGCUGAUUUGUACGAAAAUCACGCAUCACCGACUUUGAAAUCGAAAGUGGCAGAGGUGAAGAAGCGAUAUGACGCGGACAAGGCUGUGAUAUUGUCCACUCUGCGUACUGAGGAACCAUUCAAAUCUCAUUCUCUAGCAACAACAUUGACCGAAGAAGAUUUACUCUGGGCAUGGCUCAAUAUCAAUACUCGAUCUAUAUCCAUCCCUCUCGGCCUACCAGGCCCUACAGAGAGGAUGAACCACACCCUGGUCCCCAUCCUCGAUAUGAUCAACCAUUCUUCAGAUCCCUCUGUUACUGCCCCACGUGUAAAACAACUCCCUGCUCCCACCCCCACACCAGCGUCAUCCACUACGCGCGCCAAGAAAUCCCACAAGUCUACAAGUUCCGACGAUUGGGCCAGUCACGCCACCCGCUACUCCCGCAACGGCCUCCACCUCGUCCCAGGCAAGAUUGAUCUCGAACUCAUCGCCCCGGAGCGCAAGAUGGCACAAGGCGAAGAAGUCAUGUUUGAAUACGGCGGGCAUGACAACGCGACUCUGCUGGCAGAGUAUGGUUUCUUGGAAGAGCCAGAUGGGGCCGAUGAUCAAAAGUGGUUGAAUCUAAAGUAUGGAGAGCUCGAUGUGGGGUGGAUCGUGGAUGAGUUGUGGGCGGAAAAGGUAGGGUCUCUGGAAGAGGACGAAGAAGACGGAGAAAAGGGUGGAAAGCGAAAGGCGCUGGAGGGUAUCGGAUGCUGGGGCGCCAACAUCAUACACGCACAACCCUCUCCUCCACACCCCUCCCACUCCCUUCUCAUGACCCUUCGUGUCUUGCACCUCCCUACAGGCUCACCCAAGCUCACCGGUAUCCAACAAGGAUACUCGACCUACGUCUCUCCGUCGAACGAGCUCGCUGUCAUGUCGUCUUUGGAGCAUAUCUGCACGAGGGUGGUCCAGGAAGCGGAGAAAAGGUUGAAGAAUCUGAAAAAGCUGGACAAGGAACUCAAGGCUGAGAAGGGAGCAAUUGCAGAGAGACAGGCGAUGCUGGAGAUGAUGGAGGGGUUGUAUACGGAAGAGAAAGUGCUAUCCAAGAGUAUCCUGGAGAGGAUAGAAGCUGGAGAGGAUCUUUCAUGA